UUGGGCUUGAAAAUCAGCAAAAUGUUAUCGUCUUCAGCUACUGCCUCGGCACCGCCACUUCUUCUCACAAGAAGCGCCUCAUCUCUCUCUCUCUCUCUGUGACAAUGCCCAAUUAAUUACUAAUUAAUACCAACUCUCCAUUUCCAGGUUUCCGCUUCCGUUCUUGAUGCCCUUUUCACUGCCUCCUCCGCACCAGAUUCCUUAUUUGAGAUUACAGCGAUUGUCACCAACCACCAUCUGCUAGAGACAGGGGUAGAAAGGUGAUGCCUUCUCCAGUUGCACAACAUGCUCUCGCCAGAGGUUUCCCGUCUGAUUUGAUCUUCACUCCGAUAAAAGCUGGUGAGGAAUCAUUUCUUUGCGGCUUUAAGGCUUUGGAACCUGAACUUUGCAUCACUGCCGCAUAUGGCAAAAUCUUGCCCACCAAAUUCCUUAAUAUUCCGUCUAUGGGUUAGUCUGAAGAUUCAAAAUAUUCUGUUUGUCUUACAGGUUGUUAUUCUUCUAUUAUAAUGUGUUAUGUACUUAUGUUUCUGCACUCGUGAUCGUAAUAUUAACUGAAAUGAUAUGUUUAAGCAUAAACCGUAAGGAUGAGAUAGGUCUACAGGUUUUCAGAGUCAGUGGAUAUUAUAAUUUAUAAGGUGUGUGUACAUCUAAUGCAUAAGUUCAAGGUUUUGAUUUCUUGAUGUAUACUCAUAGUGAAGACUCUAUAAUUUUACUCAUAGUGAAGACUCUUAGCAGAGACAACAUUUUUUUCAUGCCAUAUAUAGAUUAUCUUUCUUUAUUAUUUUUCCGCUUGCCAUCUCCGCGUGAAAUUAUUGGCUAUCAUCGCCUUAUAAUUAAUUCAGUUAACGGUUUGCUUUUGUUAUGGGAUGGACCGGAUAAUGAUCAUCAUAUUCUUUUCAUAGUCAAUCCAAUGACUUGUGAAUAUGUUGAGCUUCCUCCUCAACCUAGACGUAAGUGCCUAUUUGGAUUCAGAGUAAGCAAAUUAAGCGGCAAAUAUAAGAUUUCAUGUGUUGAUGAAUCUAGCUCUUGCUACCUAUACGCUCUAGGAGGUGUGUUGUGGAGAAGUAUCUCAACAACUACUAGAUUGCCUAACAAAUCAAGCCGGCCUGAAUACAUCCAAACUCGACUUUUGUCUGUUUAUAUUUUAUUUUUUAAGGGAAAUCUUCACUGGUUUGCAACUGAUUACAAGGCUAAUUUUGUGAUUUGUUGUUUUGAUCUUGAAACCGAGGUCUUUACCAGUUUUUCCCCUCCCCCUCGCCAACGUGGAUAUUUCACUGAUACAUAUGGUUCCCAGCAAUUAUGUGUUUUGAAUGAUCAACUAGGCUCAUGCGAUAUAACAGAUCAUAGAGAGCAUAUUAUUGCUUGGAAGAUGAACAACUAUCAAGAUUCACAUUCUUGGGUGAUAGAAUAUACCAUUGCCAGAAUACGAGUUGAUGAUCGGACAUUAUCAUACUAUAUUAUUCUUCCGCUCAAAGUUUUCGCCAUUGGUGACUUGUUAUUUGCUAUCAAGGAUCAACUACUUAUCCACUCCAAAGCCACUAAAGUUAUGGUCCCAUAUGUUCCUCUUCAGCGAUCUUACUAUGAGAAUUUACAUAGCACAUUUCAUUAUACCCCAAAUUUUCUUACGCUCAAAAUCAUGGGAAUUAGCAAUGUCCAGUCAAUUAGUUAUUUACUAGGAAGAACAUAAUUUUUUGCAAGUU
Messenger RNA from Salvia hispanica, 1700 nucleotides. The record is from RefSeq and is a predicted model, not a curated record. NCBI's taxonomy places the organism in Eukaryota, Viridiplantae, Streptophyta, Magnoliopsida, Lamiales, Lamiaceae.